CGCCAAUGUGAUCAAGUAAGGAAUUAAAAAAUAUAAUGGUGGUUUCUUUACGCUAUACUGAAGUGUUCAAGUAUGAAACUAUAUAUAGUAGGUGAGUUGAAUGGAGGAUAUGCAAGCAAGUAACUAACAGGAAGAAAUAGAUCAACAAAAAUGGAACCUGAGGAGCCUGAAGAGAACAUCACUCACAUGGAUGCUUCCCUAUAUAUGGCAGCAGCAAAAGGCAACAUUGAAGAAUUCAAUAAUAAACAGGGACUUCAACUUGAGUCGCUAAAGACCCCAAACAAUGAAAACGUGCUCCAUGUUAACUUGGCAACCCACGAACUUGCUGCCUGGCUUUUUGACAUAUUUUUCUCAAUACUCAACUUACUCCUCAACAAAUUUGUAUUCGUCACCCUAAAACCUGUAUGUCGCAGCGUAGAACAUUUACUAGUUGAACCGUCAUUGAGAAAUUUCAUUACUAUGAUAAAACGACAAAACAGAUCAGAUUUUAUCGAACAAAUUCUCACCAAGUGUCCGUCACUGCUACUCCAAACGAAUGCUAAAGGUCAAACUCCUCUGCACGUUGCAGCAAAGAAUGGACAUUCUGCUAUUGUGAAACUUCUAAUCAAGUCUUGCGCAAAAGCUAGAGAUGGAGAUUUAGAGCUGGGAAUGGAUCAAGUAAGUGCAGUCAGGGAGAUGCUAAGGAUUACGGAUCAGGAAUCCAACACGGCUUUACAUAAAGCAGCAAGGUGUGGCAAUGUUGAAGUGGUGAUAGCAUUGUUGGAGUUUGAAGACCCUGAUUUUCCGUAUUCUGCCAACAAAAAACAGGAGACUCCACUUUACAUAGCAGCUAGGAGGAGAGGAUCUGGGCGCUUGUUGACUCUAUUAUUAGAUAAAUUCAAAUCAACUGCUCAUGGCGGUCCCCACGGUAGAACAGCUUUGCAUGCAGCAGCUAUGGCUGAAGAUGCAGAGGCAAUAAGGGUAAUAUUAAAGAAGAAGGGGAAUUUGACAAAGGAAAGAGAUGAAGAUGGACACACCCCUCUUCAUUAUGCUGCACACUUGGGUUCUAGAUUCUCAGUUGUGGAAGAAUUGUUAAAAUGGGAUGUAUCAGCUGCCUAUAUAGGUGAUAAAAAGUGGGGGAUGACACCCCUUCUUAUGGCAGCCAGGCAAGGCUAUCUUGGAACAGUUUCAAAGAUUCUCUCUUUAUGUCCAGAUUGUUGUGAAAAAGUGGACAACGAAGGUUUGAAUUUACUUCAUUAUCUGGCUUUUAGAGGCUUUUCCAAUCCAUUAAGGCCUUCUCUUUUCAAGCCCGGUGGUAUUGAGAUUGUGUAUGGAUCAGUCAAAAAUCUAAUGGAAUUAGAAGAUGCCUUUGGAAUGACACCUCAAGAAGUUUAUAAUGCACUUCGAUCUCGGAAAUAUCAUCAUAAACAGAAGAAAAUCAUUGACUUGUUGGAAAAAAUUGGGAAUGAUCAAGUGGCAGAGGAACCAGUUCGUCGCUUUCCCUUACCAAAUGAUUCUACAGAAAGCUUGGAGAAGAAAAGAGAGGCUCAUUUAGUAGUGGCAGCACUUAUAGCCACCGUCACAUUCGCAGCGGCAAUAACUGUUCCUGGUGGUUUGCGGACUGAAAAAGGGCCAGAGCAAAGCACUCCUAAAAAAGGGUCAGAGCAGGGCACUCCUUUUCUAAUUCAAGAGGUGGCCUUUAAAGCAUUUGUUAUAACAAAUGUAAUAGCCUUUAUUUUCUCUGUUUCUGCCCUUACCACCCACUUUGGGGUUUUAGAUAAUCUAUUAGCAAGAUUUAGUUUUUGGCGUCUAACAGUUUCAGAUCGAAUUCGGUCUGUUUCUGGGGUCCUUGGCUAUGCAACGUUGGCGAUGGUGAUUGCCUUCAGCACAGGCAGUUAUGUGGUGUUAAAAUCUUCCCCCCAACUUAACAUUGUUUCAUAUCUUAUCUGCCCUGGCUUUUUACUCAGUAUGUGGCUAAUUUUGAAUGCUACAAUAUAUGAAUAAAAUAUAAACACGAUAAUAUAUUUUAUCAUCGAUUACAA
Gossypium raimondii (Peruvian cotton) is the source of this 2021-nucleotide messenger RNA. Its product is annotated as ankyrin repeat-containing protein ITN1. The record is from RefSeq and is a predicted model, not a curated record. Lineage: Eukaryota; Viridiplantae; Streptophyta; Magnoliopsida; Malvales; Malvaceae. Gene Ontology annotation, molecular function: protein binding. The transcript is spliced from 4 exons. The coding region runs from base 151 to 1983 and encodes 610 amino acids.